Pyrgilauda ruficollis (rufous-necked snowfinch) is the source of this 2061-nucleotide messenger RNA. RefSeq names its product NOP2/Sun RNA methyltransferase family member 7 (gene NSUN7). Lineage: Eukaryota; Metazoa; Chordata; Aves; Passeriformes; Passeridae. The record is from RefSeq and is a predicted model, not a curated record. Gene Ontology annotation, molecular function: methyltransferase activity. The transcript is spliced from 11 exons. The coding region runs from base 1 to 2061 and encodes 686 amino acids.
AUGCCAGACUCUGAAAGUAAUUUGGUGUCUUCACAUGUGGAUGUUAUAAAUCGUACUUCAGUCUUGAGUGAAAUGAAUAUUUCAGAUGAAAAGAGAUCUGUUGAAAAAAGAGCAGUGACUCAGAUUGGGAAGGAUGGCUAUCCUGACUCCAUAUACAUAAAUGCAGCUAAGAUUUUUCAGGGCAUUCGUAUUGAAAAGAGUACGGGCAGAAUCCUGGUGCAGUACGGCAAUGCCUCCGAAUCUCCCAUGAUGGCUUUUAAAGAUGAGCAUUCCAGGCGUGUGUCUUACGAACUGGCUUUCAGAGCUCUCAAAUAUCAAGAUCUUCUUGAAGAAAUGUUGCUAGAUAGUAAGGUUUACCCAUGCUACUCAAUACCAGAUGAGCUAACCAGCUUGCUUGUUGUGAUGCUUUGUGACCUACAAGACCGAAAGUUUCAAAAACGAAAGGUUUUUGCUGAAGAGGAGCUUGUAGCAGAAGUUCAGGAAAUAGGGCAUUAUUUAUACAGGUAUAGGACCAAACUGGCAGCUGCACUGGCACGAUGUCGCAUUAAAUAUGAUGCUCUUUCAAUUGAAUACUUUGUACCAGAAACUAUAUCAAAGCAGGAACAAAGGACUUCUGCUGUACCUCUCUGUUUUUGGAUAAACACAUUUAAAAUCACCCUUGAAGAUGUUAUCAGAGAUUUGGAGAUGAAGGGAUUCACAAAGGUUGAAUCUGUGUCAGACUUUGACCAUUACACGUAUGCUGUGGACCAACAUUGCCAUGAUGUAUUGGUUUUUCCUUCCUCUCUUAGAGAAGAACUGCUUAAUUUAGAUCUUUUUGCGGAUUGCAAACUCUUACUGCAGGACAAGUCUCGCAGCCUUGCUGUGCACUCUGCACACGCGCUGCUGAGUGAAGGUGGUGACAUUAUAAUGGCUCACACAGGUUCCCAUCUGACCAUUGCCCAUAUGUCAGUGCUGACAAAUGACAGCAAGCCCAGCAUUUUCGUUUGUGGUGUGAAAUCUUUGGCAAAAGAAGAAGAACUGAGGAACAAUUUCAGUCACAUGGGAUGUGAAAAUAUUUGGUUGUUACAUGAAGACUUUACUGAGCUUCAACCAACAGAUCCAAGACUUGAAAAGGCAAAAGUUAUUUUGCUGCUACCACAAUGCUCUGAACUGGGUGCUGGCAAUCCAAUGGAGCUUAUUUUAAGUGAACACAGUGAUGCAGGAUUGCUACGAGACCUUUUCCAGGGAUUUGUGUCUGAGGAUAAACUCAGGAUUCUUGCUGAGAGGCAGCUUAAUGAGUUGAUUCAUGCACUGAAAUUUAACAAAGUACAAGCUAUUGUUUACUGCACUUGCUCAGUUUACCCAGAAGAAAAUGAACUUGUAGUGAAAAAAGCACUGGAAUCUGGAGUGGAGGGAGAUAAACGACCAUAUAGGCUUAUUCCUUCUGUUUUUUCUACUUGCUCCAAUUCAGAAUCUUCCACUGAAAUGUUUUUCAAAAUAGAGCCAUCAGAAAUUUCCAGUGGUUGUUUCCUAGCUGUUCUAGAGAGAGAGAAAAAAGUGUCUGCAAAAGACAUCUUGGCUUCUGCUGCAGCAAAGGCUCUACUAGAUGGUAUUGUUGAAGAAAAACCAAAAGAAGAGGUGAAAAAGCCAAAAGUAAAACAACGUAGACGUAAGGCUGCUGCUAGUGACAGUAAGCCAAAAGCUGCAAAGGACCUUCACCACCACACUGGAGCUAAUGCUAAGGCUGAAGUUCCUGUGUCUAAAGCAGCCAGUAAGAUACAAGAAAAACAUGUGUGCCCCACAAAAGCAGGCAGUGACACUCCACAGAAGACUGUGAAAGGGAAAAAAGCAGCCAGUGACACUCCACAGAAGACUGUGCAAGGGAAAAAAGCAGCCAGUGACACUCCACAGAAGACUGUGCAAGGGAAAAAAGCAGCCAGUAACACACAGCAAAAGAACGCGCACCCAACAAAAGCAGCCAGUAACGUAUCUGUGCCUAAAGCAGCCAGUAAGACACGGCAAAAGAACGGGCCCCGGACAGACAGCUGUGUUGAGCUGAAGAAACCUGUGAACCCCGAUUGA